Messenger RNA from Syngnathus acus (greater pipefish), 7958 nucleotides. RefSeq lists its product as uncharacterized. The coding region runs from base 64 to 7830 and encodes 2588 amino acids. Gene Ontology annotation, cellular component: cell surface. The transcript has 65 exons. Lineage: Eukaryota; Metazoa; Chordata; Actinopteri; Syngnathiformes; Syngnathidae. Gene Ontology annotation, biological process: cell-matrix adhesion. The record is from RefSeq and is a predicted model, not a curated record.
UCCGUGUGAUUCUACCUGGAGCUCACUGAUACACCUGCUUCUCAGGUGUCAACACACGGACGGAUGCUGAAGGAAAAACGUCAUUUGCUAGCACAAAACUGUACUCAUCCCCAUGAGACCAGCGGCAUCAUGAGAUCAAGCUACAUUUUCCUGCUACUUUACCUCAUCUGGGGUUGCUUUGGGUCAUCUAGUCAACAAGGCGAGCCAACCUGCAACUCGACCGGCCAGAGACCAGAUGCAGCAUCAUGCUUCCUCCAGUGUGUUGGUUCGCCUGCAUCAAACACCGGAAGAGAUCACAUGAGAAAUCUAAAAGCAAUGCUGGAAGCUGCAAUGGAUGUUUAUACCUUCAUGAGAUCCAGCGCAAGAGGAGCUGACCUCAGCCUGGAGGGAGCCAUCUUUUUAGAUCCAAAUGCGGAGCCUCUCCACAAUGAAGCCCUGGUAGAGAUGUGGAUGGAGGUCAAUGUGAGACCGCUUUUGACCUCAAUCAACAGACAUGUCCUGGCCUGCCUCAGCACCAAGAACUUCAGCUGCUCCACCUACCAAACAAUGGUGAAGGAGUUCAGCCAACAUUUCUCUGAGAUGAUUCCUGCCAGACAAAAAUGGAUCUACUCAUUCUUCAUGUAUCCCUUCCUGUCAAGACAUGGAAUCAAUGGUUGCGUAAAUCCAAACGAAAGUAGUGAAGACUGGCUGAUGAAGAAUUUCGGUGCGUUCAGUGUCAUCGCUAGAAUUUUCGACUUACCAGCGCUCAACAUGGUUUUCAGCGGCCUGGAAGUUCUUCACCUACUGUCUCCGGCUCAGAAGGCUGAGCUGCUGAUGAGGCCCGAAGUAGCGGGCUUGAGCAACGACUCCCUCUCGCUGAUCUUUCACAGUUUGAUGACAGAUGAUCCACCACCCAACACCAUCCAUUAUGGAAGGAACCCCAACUGGACCGAGCCUAGAUACCCCCAACAGGAAUACAGCCCUCCGUCCCCUCACAUCACCCUCAGAGAAGUGAUCCAAGGCAUCACGAUGACUUUCAAACCCAUCACAAGCUUCGUCCAUGACUUUGUCGCCUUCACCAAAGAGAGAGACGUGUCAGAAAUCAGAAGCAGCACACUGAUGCAGUUCCUGCUCAACUGGACUCUGGCAGAGGUGGCGAGUCAAUACAGCCCGUAUCCGGCACCCGUCGCCCCAGAAAUGCUGGAAUUGGACAAAAUGGAGGACUGGUACCGACGUGUUGUCCUGCCCAUUCUACGGAGGUUCUCUGACGACGAACAAGCCCUAAUGAGUGAUCAUCUCGUGCUCACCUUUCAUCAUGUCUUCAACUUGGAUCACAAUGUGGACAAUGAAAUGGACGACAUCCAAGAUGUUUGCAGCGUCACUCUUGAUGGCAAUCCUUGCGGGUUGACUGAUGCAGUUGAAAAGACGGCACGUAUCAUGCACUGUGCAGCUCGAAGCAACCUGACCAUGUCUGAGGAGAACAUCAUGAGGCUGAUUUUGGAGCUGACGGAACGUCUUAAUUUACUAAUCCAGGAGUUUGCCACAGCUAACUUCACAGAGGUGGCAUCCGACUUCCGGGAGAUCUUUAGCGAGGCCGACUCACACGCUCUUACUCAGGAAAACCUCCACGACCCGGAAUUCAUCACCAUGUGGUUCCACAUCAAGCUGUCACCCCUCCUUCCUGACAUCCCCAUCAGCUUGCUCUCCUGCCUGAGCACCAACAACUUCUCCUGUCCAGCCUAUCAAACCCUUGUUGCUCUCCUCAGCAAACACAUCAACUACUUUGAUCCGCAUCCAGUCCACCACCAAAACAUUUACACGCACUUCAUCUACGUCUUCCUGAACACGUCCAACUUGUGUUUCUCAGGUAACAGCAAAGAAUGGCUGAGGAAAAAUUUUGGCUCUUUCUCAAAAGUUCCUAACAUCACCGACUUCUAUGACCUCAACCCAAACUUCUCAAGCCUGGACGUUCUGGACGAGCUGUCUCCAAGACAGACGGCCCAGCUGAUGCUGGUGCCUCUCCCAACUCCUCCCGAGAAGGACGUGGUCAUCCGUGAGGUGUUUGAUUUCCUGCUGGAGUCUCCCAGAGAGAGGAAGCUUCUCAAGGUUUUGCAUCAUCUGCUGCUUCUGGUUCCUGAGGUCCAACCUCCUUGUGAAGUCUUCAAAACCAUUUUUGAACAGCUGCAAAGAGCCAUCGUGUCCGUGCCGCCUGAUAUGGAGAUUCACAUUCGAGAAAUACUGGACCAACUCAUCCAAUCCACGCCUGAAGACUGUCUGCCUGACAACAUCCAGUGCUUGGUGAUUCCGAUCAAUGCAAUUGCCGUCUGCGAGAGAAUCGACAGCUCUGACCUUCAUUUGGCCUUGAGUACAUCUAUGGACGUCCCUUGCAACUUUACCCUGGACGAAUAUGCGUGUGGACAGCUGCAGAACUUCACGGCCGUUCAACUGGCGUCUCUUCUGUCGUGUAAUCUCAUCGGAGACAGCAAACGUUCCGUCGUGCUAUGGAAGAUCUUGCUCAGUAAUCUUUCCACCAUCUUGGAUCCGGCUCUGGACAUUCUGGCCAGCAUGCCUGAGAAUACAAUCGGACCAUCUGCUCCUGAGAUUCUGGACGUGAUCGGUGAGAUCCGCGUGGCAGUGCUGACCGAUGAACAGCUGAGGAACAGCAGCGUCAUCACCAGAUGGUUCUCAAGGCGCCUGAAGGCCUUCUUGCCGUCAGCAUCCAACAAUUUCCUCCGCUGUCUGAGCCACAGGAACCUCAGCUGUCAAUCUUACCAGCAAAUCCUGGACGUUUUCAAGCAACUCUAUGACAAGAUCAACGACAAGGAGCGGAUCUUGCAGGAGUUCAUCGUUAACUUCCUAUCUCGGCCAGUCUCAGGACCAGGCUGCCUAUCGGGGUUCAACAGCAGCGCAGAGUGGCUGUUGGUGAACGUGGGUCAAUUUUCCGAGUUCUUGACCCUCGAAGAGAUUCUGCGGCUCAACCCGGAGUUCAACCCUCUGGAGGCCCUGCCUCUGCUGUCUUUACGCCAACGGCUGGACUUGCUGUUGACUCCGCCUUCCGGUCUCCCGGAGACAGACGUCAUCAUCAAUGCGCUAUUUGAUCAACUGACCGACUCUCCCGAGGAACGCUUGAAAAUUCCUGAAUUUCUCAAACAGCUUGUGGGAUCCCUUCAACCGCCAUCCAAAGCGAACCUUUCCUGUUCCUCCUACGAGACACUUUUCACAAGACUGGACCAGGCCAUGCCAACCGUUCCUCUCCAUGUGGCGUCGUCCAUCUCUUCCAGCAAGCUGGAGCUGGCCGAGCUCCUUCCGCUGGGUUGCGUCAUAUACAGCGGAGAGUGCACUGUAACCCCAAUUAAUGACACAACGAUAUGUACGGCGAUCAACAGCACGGCACUCCAGCUCCUACUGGACAACGGAACCCACGGCGAACAUCUCUGCGACUUUUCCGUGGAGCAAGUUGCGUGUGCAUCGCUGGCGGCGCUAACGGCUCGGGAUCUGGCCAUGAUCUUUACGUGCAACCGUUCGGCCAUCUCCAGCAGCAGCUUACCCGUGUGGAAGCUCCUGCUCACCAAAUCCUCUCACUUGCUGAACGCUUCUCUAGACCUCCUCGCCAACAUGACAUUUAACCCCGGGAAUUCUUCGGCCUCUGUGAUUUUGAACGCUAUCCGAGAAGUAGAAUUGGACACCUUCCCAGAAUCCUACGUGAAUGAACCCGACCUCAUCGACCUCUGGUUCAACCACAGGCUACGGCCGUUUCUCCACGCAGUCUCGCCGGAUUUCCUCUCAUGUCUCACUACCAAGGAUUUGAACUGUAUCAGCUACCGACAAAUUUUGCAGGCGCUGAGUCACGUCCAGCCAAACAUGAGCAUCGCCGUACAGACGUCCGUUUUAAGACGAUUCAUCGUGACCUUCCUGAUUCGCAAUGACACCGACGAUCCCGGCUGCAUCGCCCAAAGCAACAACAGCGGCGAAUGGCUGCAGUUGCACUUGGCCGCCUUCUCUCAUCUUCUGCUCCUCAGUGAGAUUCAGCUGCUCCACAGGAACUUCUCAGCGUUUGAGGCCUUGCCACAAUUAACGCUGAGACAACUCGCUGAAUUGUCCUCCACGCCGGGGGCACUCACCAGCCGUGCCCAGGUCACCAUGGUGAUGACGCAUGUUCCCAACCGGUUCCUGUCCAACUUCUAUGACGAUUUCUCCCCAUCUAUCGAGGGUAAAGAAAACCUAUUCCCUGUCCCAGUGAGGGCAGCCAUGUUGGAAGUUGUGUUCGAUCGUGCGAAUCUCUCCGACCCAUCCGUCAGCGACGCCGCGGUGUCCGUGUGGCUCCGGAAACGACUGCCUCCUUUGCUGUUCCAACUUUCCCCGGAGCAUGUUUCGCCGUUUUUCGAAAUCCUGUCCUCAAAGAACUGCAGCGUCGAGCGGCUGGGAGUUCAGGAGCUCAAUAUCACCAUUUCAAGUCUCAGUGAACCAACACAGACAGAAAUACACGACCACAUCGUUCAGGCUCUUGAAGGACCAGUACCUCUACGUUGCUAUGCCAACAACCAAAGUUACUACCGCUUCCUGGAGAGUUCCUUCCUGGGCUUCCAGUUACCCAAUCUGACCAACUUCCUGUCGCUCAUUCCUCAGGACAGGCGGAAUCAGUUGGUGAGCUCCAUAGCUCCAUCGGAGCUCGGCAGCUACCUCCGCCGGCCUGACGUCGUUGACGACGUUUCUGAACUUUGCACCAUCUUUGACAACUACCGCGAGACACCCUUCUUCUUGGAGACGGAAACACUCCCGGCAGCAGUGAGGAAGCCCACGCUACCCUGCGUGUGGCCUUUGGCUCUCAGCAGUUCCACCAGAUCGGAGGCGAACGCCUGGUUCGAUCGACGCCUCGCCGACUACUUGAAUUUCCUCACAAAGGAUCUCAUCGGAAACGUCACCACGUUCGACACCUCCUGCUUGGCCUUUCAGAAAGUUGUCUCCGUUCUCGGCCCGUUCAACUUUUCCGCCGCGGAUUUUGUGAGGCGAGAUGUGUUUGAUACCAUCAUGACCUAUCUCAACUCAGUGUCUGAGCCAAAGUGUUACAACGCAAGCGACCCAGAACUCAACUCAACUGCAUGGUUUGCGGAAUAUAUUGGACCUUUCAUUCAAUUUGUCACGCUGGAGGAUUUUCUCCUAUUUGGAUCCCCAGAGGUUCUCCAGGUGUUCACUGUGGACCUCCGGAACAUCGCCAUCUUCAACCAAACCGUCCUCCCUGUCAAUGUCAGCAGCUACUACACAGAGCUGCUAUACAAUCAGGACAGCAAUUUUAGCCCCAUACUCCUUCCUCUGCGGUUUCGUUGCUUCGCGCCAGGAAUGGCGUUCACCCAGUUAUCGGCAGAUGAAAGCAUGAUCAUUCUGCGCAACCUAACCACCCUGUGCACUGACCUGGAUCCACAGGUGGGCGCUGCUUUGGCGGCUAACUUCGGAAACGAGAUUACCGCCGCAAUAAUCGUGGCCCUCGGCUCACAAAGCACUGGUAUGUCAAUGGGCCAGAUCAAAACUAUCGACCCCGAGGAUCUCUUCGCGGCCUUGGGCACACUUAGCAACGUGACGGGCUGGCGUAGAGGCCAAGCCAAGGCCAUUGUCCUGGCUCUUCUAUCCUCGGGUCUCAUUAAGAUCGACGACGCGUCGUCACUCAUGGAGCUGGGAACUCUCAUCAUGGGCGUACCCGCAAAUAUUUUCAGGAACAUUGACGGAGUUAAGCUAACCAAUAACCCAAUAUUUCUGACGUACAUCGCCACCGCACCACCGAUUAUCCACCGGGUUUUUGUGUCCCAGAUCAUCUCAGUAGAUAGCAGCAGUGACGUGAUCGUGAAGAACGUUCCAGACGAUUUGGCGACGGAGAUCCCCGGCACUCUGCUUUUGGGCGUGAGCAGCAAUGAGACUGUUCUCAGAAGGCUCAACAAAAAGAAAUGGAAACGCAAGCAGGCUGAGUUGUUCUUCGAGGUCGUCGCUGCGGAAACGGCCACAACGCUGCUGGGAAGCGCAAACAAUUUGUCGUCGUCUGUUCUACAAGGCUUCACGUGUACUUCAGUGAGGACCUUCGAAAAGCCGCAAGUCAAAAGGCUGGUUCGAGCGUGCCGGAGGAGAGGCAGGAACAGGGUCAAGCUGGCGGAGACUCAGCUAACCUGCAUGUACAACAACAUCAGGGACGAGUCGGACGUCAGCAACUUUGAACUUUACCCUCCGGAUGUGUUGCUGUAUUACAAUUACUCGCUGGUGCCUCAAGUCAACUGCAGGUCUUACUUUGAAGAGCUGGCAGAAGCCGACUUCUCCGUCUUUUCUCCCGUGCUCAGCGGCAUACCGAGCGUUCUGUUUGGGAAUGCGAGGAGCUGCCUGGAUAUCACGAGCCAAAGCUUGACGGAGAACGACAUAUCCGUGUUAGGAAACAUGUGUUGCACUUUGGACGGCGUCUAUAUCAGCAACUCGGACGAAUCCAUCCUGGGAACUCUACAAAACUGCCCAGAGCUCAAUGAGGUCCAAGUCGCCGCAGUGGAAGCUCUCCUGGAGAGCGGCAACACAAAAUACGGCCCUCCUUCAAAUUGGACCAUAGCAACCUUGGAGGCUCUUGGGAUGUUACCUCUUUUUUUGACGUCGAACUUCUAUGACAACUUCGACAGAGGAACAAAGCGGAGUUUCUUGAAGGACUUCUUGAAGGUUCUCAAGGAAAACGAUGUGGAGAAACGGAAGCGGAGGAGCCUGAGGAAAGAAAUCAGAAAGUCCAUUCGAAAUAAAGUCAAGCGAUCACUCGAAAGCGAGUGCACGGUGGGAUACAUCACACAGGUGAGCAUCAGCGACGAGCUCUUCCCCUUCGACUACUUCGACGUCAACCAGUUCAACUGCUGCCUCAACGCCACCGUCGUCAGAGACAACUUGGGAGCCAUCACGGAGAAGGUGGACCAGGACGACUACCUCAAGAUCGUUCUGGAAAAGCUGCGAGAGGCAUAUGCAAGCCAGUCAGGGAUCCCGGAGGAUCAGGUGGAACUUCUGGGACUGGCGUCACGUCAAGCCACCGGUGACGACAUCGACUUGUGGAACAUCACGUUGGUGGACACGCUCUCGGCUCUUAUGGAUCCAUCCAACGGGCCCUGGAACUCAACUCUGGCCAAGCAGAUCAUCACCAAAUAUCUGAGUCACGACGGGAACAUGCUCGGCAGCGCAGAGCUCAGCGCUAUCGGAGGAGACAACUUGUGUUCCCUAGAUGAAAAUGUCCUACAAACUAUUUUGCCACAAAGUCUCAGAAACGCCAGUGUCUUGAAUGUGUCCGUCUGUGUUCUGGCGAAAAAGCAAGUUCUUUUCAUCAUCGCUUCAGGAGCUUUUGGUGGAACCACACGCUCAAGAGUCUCCACUGUCGAGUACCAGCUCAUAGAGCCCUUUGUGGGGGGCGCAUCGCUGGAAUACGUGAGAACAUUGGUGAACAACAACAUGAACCUGGAAACCUUCGUCUCGCUGGAUCCAUCUGUUGUUUUGGCCUUGAGCGUAGACGAAGUUCGUGAUCUUUUGGGCACCAACUUGCCGAACUUAAAACUUUACGAAAACCAUGAACUGGUGAAAGAAUGGAUCCAAAAACAAAGGCAAUCUGAGCUCGAUAGACUGGGAGUGGGGCUCCAAGGAGGUUUACCUGACGGGGAAACCGCAGAUAGUCCCACAAACGCUCCAGCAGGCCCCACAAACGCUCCAGGAGGCCCCACAAACGCUCCAGGAGGCCCCACAGUCAACUCGAACCAGCCAUCAGCCACACCUACUGCAGGCUCCGGUGGUACCCGCGUGGGAGAAGAGCUCGGUGUGCUCUUCCUCCUCAUCCUCCUCUUCACAUCUACUGUAUGACUGACAGACUGAAGAAUUAAAAAAAAAAAAACUCAGAGUAACCUCUUUAUAUAACCUAGAGAUUCCCAACAGUUGAUCAUUAGGUGUGCUGCUGGAUAUCCUCCAAUUUCAUUUGAUUGCUUCAAAAA